Argentina anserina (silverweed cinquefoil) is the source of this 1908-nucleotide messenger RNA. RefSeq names its product disease resistance protein RUN1-like. The transcript has 3 exons. Gene Ontology annotation, biological process: defense response; signal transduction. The coding region runs from base 1 to 1908 and encodes 635 amino acids. Lineage: Eukaryota; Viridiplantae; Streptophyta; Magnoliopsida; Rosales; Rosaceae. The record is from RefSeq and is a predicted model, not a curated record. Gene Ontology annotation, molecular function: ADP binding.
AUGGCUCCUCUGUCCUCUGAAGCAGCAGCCAGUACUUCAUCUUCUUUUCUCCCACCUUCUAAGGAUGACUCACAUCAUUAUACAUACGAGGUCUUCCUGAGUUUUCGAGGCGAGGAUACACGCUCUAAUUUUACAGAUCAUUUGCAGUCCGCUUUGUGUGAAAAGGGAAUUGAGAUCUUCAUUGAUGAUGAGCUCAGAAGAGGAGAAGAAAUAUCAUCAGCUCUUGUCAAAGCAAUCGAGGAAUCUAGAGUUUCAAUCAUCGUCUUCUCUCAAAACUAUGCUUCGUCAAGGUGGUGCUUAGAUGAGCUGGUCAAGAUACUAGAAUGCAGAAGAUUCAAAGGACAAGAGGUUAGACCUGUAUUUUACAAGGUUGAUCCCUCAGACGUACGACACCAGAGGGGUGCUUUCGGUGAGGCAUAUGCGACGCUUGAUCAAUGCAAAAACAAAGUCAAGAUGGAGAAAUGGAAGGCAGCUCUUACGGAAGCAGCAGAUUUGUCUGGUUGGCCUUUCAAGGAUGGCGAGUACGAGGCUAAGUUUAUCAAGAAGAUUGUUGGGGAGUUGUCCACCCGAGUAGUGAAUGCUUCAUGUGAGUUGCAUGUUGCUGAUCAUCCCAUAGGAUUAGAGUCUUGUAGACAAGACAUAUGCCGACUUUUACAUGAUACGGAAAACGUUGUUCAUAUGGUUGGCAUAUGGGGGCCUGGUGGAAUAGGAAAGAGCACGGUUGCCAAAGAUGUGUUCAAUUCAAUUCGCCAUGAGUUUGAGGGUAGCUGUUUCUUGGCAGAUGUCAGAUCAAAUGUCCUAGCCCAACUACAAGAGAGACUUUUGGUUGAUAUUUUGAGAGACUUGAAUUGGAAAGUGUGUAGUGUCGAGGAAGGAGUCAGUUUUAUAAAGACUAGAAUGCGACACAAAAAAGUUCUCUUAAUCCUUGAUGACGUGAGUGAUUCUAGCCAAUUACAGAAUUUAGUACCAUGCCCUGAUUGUUUUGGGCCGGGAAGUAGAAUUCUCAUAACAACAAGAGAUAAACGUUGGCUAAUUGCUCAUGAAGUUGAUUGUGUAUACGAGGUCAAGAUGUUAGAUGAUUGUCAUGCUUUGGAGUUAUUUAGCUUGCAUGCACUCAAAACAAAUAGACCUCCAAGCGAUUAUCUGGAACUUGCACAGCAUGUUAUACGCUAUGCCAAAGGCCUUCCAUUAGCUUUAAUAGUCUUGGGCUCUCAUUUAUUUCGCAGAAGCAUAGAGGAGUGGAAAGCUACAAUAGGUAGUUGUAAAGGAGGUCCUCAGGCAAUUAUACAAGACGUUCUCAAGAUAAGUUAUGAUGCUCUAGGAGCAGAUCUAAAAGAACUAUUUCUUGAUAUGGUUUGCUUCUUUAAAGGCAAGAAGCUAGACGAUGUGAAACCAAUACUGGAAGCUUUCUAUGACUACAAAACAAUGAUGAUUGGUAUUGCAGCUCUCCAAGAAAAAGCCUUGAUAACAAUUGACAGAGAUGAGAUAUGGAUGCAUGACUUGAUAGAAGAAAUGGGUAAAAACAUUGUGUACCAAGAGUCACCUGAUGAACCCGGGGAGCGCAGCAGAGUGUGGAGCGAAGAAGAUGCUGACGAUAUUCUAACAAAUAAUACAGGAACGUAUAAAGUUAGAGGCAUCCAAGUGCCGUGGCGAACAUCUAAAAUACCAUUGAUUGCUGAAAGUCUCUCAAAUAUGAAGAAUCUUAGAUAUAUUUCUAUGAGUGAUCACCUGGAAUAUGAGUGUUUUUCGGGAGAAAUUGAUUAUCUCUCCAACCAGCUGAGGUGGCUUAAUUGGCCUAGAUGUCCGUUGCAAUCUUUUCCAUCAAGUUAUCAUGCAAACAAACUUUCAAAACUCAACAUUCCUUACAGCCGCAUCACACGACUAUGGGAGGGGCGCAAGGUACUCUAA